AUGCGAACCUCUCCAAGGUGCCGGAAGGCUUUAUCUGUACAUGAAGGAGAAAAAACAUUGUUUGACGGUGCACUGAAGUCACCUGCAGACCCAGCGCCGUUUGAAUUUCGUAAACGGCGCAGCGCCUCCCUUAUCGAGAGAUUAUCUGGGCUAGAAAGCGAACCGAACGGGGUGUCGUCAACACCUGAGAUAGACAGGCUCGGUAGCCCGCUGCCCUUCGUAGGCAAAAAGCGAGGACACUUAGAUAUGGCCAUCAGUACACCGGCAAGGACAAAUGUAAGUAAGACACCUAAGAGACCGAGAUCAAGUCCGAGUUCAAGCCAAACGGCGAGUAGGAUAUCUAAGGAUGUGACAGAAGCUCCAUCGCUCGAAAGUCCUGUAGACUCUGGCAGUGGCCACAGCUCUUUUCUACCGCAGGUCCGACUACAACAACCUUCGCAACCACAUGAGAAGAUUCCGGGGCCUGUCAGUGUUUUUGCUUUACCCGCCCGGCCUCUUCCCGCAUUUCAAAAGAGGCGAAUUUCGUCAAUAUCGAGGCACACGGAGAAGGCGGAAGGCGAGCCUUGCCAGAUGGGAAUAGCAAAGACGGAUUCGAAGAUGAAUGGCAUAUGCAGUUCAUCACAUAACCAGAGUGCCGUGCGUGAGAUCCAGCUACGCAGUGUACAGCUUCGCAGUCCGCAAGGUGAACACAUACAGAUUCAUUACGCUCGAGAUGAACAUGGAGAGUAUCCUAUCCUUGAACGAGCUCGAUGGGAUGGAGGGGCCGCUGAUGAUUACUUGGACAUCCCGAAAAGAGGGGACCAGAAUCGUAGCAGCGCUUCCCCGAGGUUAUCAAAGCAAGAGAGGAACAAGGAGAAGGCCACUUGA
Molecule: messenger RNA, 867 nt
Organism: Chondrus crispus (carragheen)
Lineage: Eukaryota; Rhodophyta; Florideophyceae; Gigartinales; Gigartinaceae
Exons: 1
Coding region: 1-867 (288 amino acids)
Source: RefSeq, a predicted model, not a curated record